Messenger RNA from Conger conger (European conger), 9555 nucleotides. RefSeq names its product proline-rich protein 12-like. The coding region runs from base 873 to 8315 and encodes 2480 amino acids. Lineage: Eukaryota; Metazoa; Chordata; Actinopteri; Anguilliformes; Congridae. The transcript has 15 exons. The record is from RefSeq and is a predicted model, not a curated record.
GGGAGGGAAAGAGCGAGCCAGCCGCUUUCAAAAAUGGCGUCUUCAGAACAAAAUGACUGAAAAUAUAUUUAAAACUGGGGCCUAACGCUCAAGCCUUGUAGCUGGAUUUUGACCAUUGGUCUUGGAGCCUCACUGCGACGCACAUCGUUGUACACGCUUUUCGGAGGACAGGAAAAGAAAAAGAUCACGAAACUGCUCAAAUAUACCAACCAAGAUAUAUUUUGAUGCGUCGACAGAGCUAGCUGGCUAGCUAGCUACCAACCCAUUUCAGGAGAAGGGAGGGGUGUGCUUGCUGUUGGCUAGGGAGCUAACGUUACCUAGCUAGCUAGUGCGAAGUCUACAAAAGAAAUACUCCGAGAAAGGAAUAUAUAUUUUCUAGAAUCGUACCCGCCGUUUCCGACAGUUGUGAUUCUGAAGAGAAAGGGGAGGAGAGACUGGUGAAAGGACAGGACGUGAAUAAUCAUAUCUGUGCAUCAGCAUUUUAGCUACAAGGGAUAAACUACAGCUAUGGAGCUCAACCGCUGCUUCUCCUGAGGACAAUAGCAAGCUAGAUCUCGAAAGAAAUACGGGAGAGGGGAGGGAAGGAAGAAAAAUAAUUUUUUGGUGGUGGUUGGUGUGACUCCCCUCAUAUUCCCCCUCCUCCCCUCUCUCUGUCCUCCACCCCCUCCUUCUCCUCCCCUCCCCUCCAUUUCUCUCCCUCUCUCUGUGCCGUUUCUCAUUCUUGAAGAUUUGCCUGUGAAACGUGAGAAAUAGCUAAAUAUAACGAUACAGAAAGGAAGAAAAUACAGAGACCGAGAUAGUGUGGUACAAUUCAGAAUAUUUCUCCCUCCCCGCCCCCCACUAUCACUCCAUCUUCAUCCUUCAUUUUUUUAAUGGAUAGAAAUUAUCCUGGUACAGGAUUUGGUGAUUUGGGCGCAGGAACGGGAUGGAGUUACGAGAGGUCGGCAAAGGCAAGUCUGGUAUAUGGGAGUUCCAGAUCAUCCCACCCAGACUCAGAGCUUCUCCAUCGCCAAGCCUAUGCCACGCCCCAUCCUCUGCAGGGCUAUGCAACCAAUCACCACCCUGCCAGCUCAGGGCAGGGUGGAGCCUGGGGUGCUGCUGGCCGGAGUUUAGGUUUGUCUGGGCUGUUUGACACUGGACUGCACCAUGCCAGCCCUUCUGCUCCAGAUGCUUCAGUCAUGAAUCUAAUUUCAGCUCUGGAGUCCAGGGGCCCUCAGCCUCCCCCAUCAGCCUCUUCUCUCCUCUCACAGUUCCGUACCCCUUCCUGGCAGACAGCCAUGCACACCCCAGCUCCAGCUGAGCUCUUUAUUUCUGGUGCCCUCCCUGGGUCAGGCACCUUCCCCUCCUCCUCUGCCCUGUCGGCCUAUCAGCACCCGGCUUCAUUUUCAGGGCGUUCCUUCCCAGGAGUCACUCCUUCUCUGUCCCUUCAGGACACACCUACGUUCAGCCCAACCUCCAAUGGCCUCUUGUCCCCUCACGACCCCUUGCUACACAUAAAAACCCCCUCCCAGUCCAGCUUGGGCUUUGACCGUCUGCUGUCCUCGCAGGGUGCAGCCUACAGGAGCGGACAGGACCCCACGGGCCCACCUCCGCCUCAAGCCCCAACUACAUCAUCUGCCCGCCACCUGCCCCCUCAUCAGUUCAACCUGCUUUCCUCCCAACUCCAAGACCAGUCCUCCCAGUUGUACAAUGCCUCUGUGUUCUCUUCGGCCCCCGCACCCCCCCAGCCACCCCCCCAAGAGAGGGCCAUCCCCAGGCAGGACAGUGUGAUUAAGCACUACCAGCGGCCAUCCCCGUCACAGUCCCAGCUGUCGUCCACAGCAGCUCACUCCCUGCAGCACUACCUCAGCUGCAGCGCUUCCGGGUACCAGCAGAUCGCUCACCACAGGCAUGCUGGGGUCUCCUGCAGCCCCCUGGGGGACCAGAGUCCUUCCUCUGACCCCAAGCCCUCUCCAAGAGCAGAUCAACUGUACCGGCCAAUCAUUCAGCCGGCAUACACCUCCUCCACGUCAUCCUCUUCCUCGGGGGGUGCGGGCAAGGGGGCAAAGAGCAGCUCCAGCAGUGGCUAUUCCUCCUCUGGUUCGGGGUCCUCCUCCCGGACCCCGCACACUCCCCCCUCUGCAUCCUCCACAUCUUCUUCUUCCUCCUCGUCCUCUACUUCGGGCGCUCAUCCCUCCAGCUCCAACCCAACUUCCAGCUCCACCUCCGCUCCCUCCAGGCAGCAACCUCCACCUCAGUCUGCUCCACCUCCGCCACCACCUCCGCCCCCUCCCACAUCCUCUGCGUCUGCCCAGCAAGCCCCUCCCAAGCCCUGCCUCUCGGGCUACGGUUCCCCCGUUGCCCCAGUCAAGCCCUCGCCUGCACUUUCAGGCCAGACUCCCCCCCAGCAACAGCCCCAGUCUUAUUCCCCUAGCCAGCCCCCUCCCUCGCACCUAUCCCAGCCGUACGGGGGCUUCAACUCUCCCCAGGCACAGGAUUUGAGCGCGGGGGGAGGAGCUGGUGCUGGGAAAGGCUACGGGAGUUUGGGGGCAGGUGGGCAGUCGUUCUCGGCGGAGGUAGUUUACGGGGCGGAUUCCGGGUACGGGUCGUUGCCAGCUUCUCUAGGAGGAGCAGGGAGCCCCUCUCUGGGGUAUGGUGGCCCAGGCCACUCCCCUGCACUUUUAGGGUCAGGAGGUGGUGGAGGUUCAGCAGGGGGCAGUACUGGGUCUGGGGGCGGCAGUAGUGGUGGAGGCAGCGCGGGUUCAGGAGGAGGUGGUAGCAGCGUGGGGAGUGGAGGAGGAGGAAGCUCUUACCACCUCCCCGACUCCAGCCCCUCCCCUUCAGGCUCUGGGAUCAUUCGCCCAGGGCUGCACUCUCCUGCCCCUGCCCGGCCUGCCCAGUCCCCUGGUGGAGCAGGGGGCAACAAGUAUCUCUCCUCUGUGCUCUCCCCUGCCUUUCUGUCCUCUCCACAGGGCUACCCUGACACACGAGGACCGCCCCAGUCCUAUCACCCCGCCCCUCCCAAAGCCAAGCCCAGCUCUGACAUGUUGGGAGUGGAGAGGUCCCAAGACGAGGACGAAGACGAUGACGAUGAUUUCCUGAUCCAGCAUCUCCUGCAGGCACAGAGCCCUGCCCCCCACCCUUCCCAGCACCACUCACAGCAGCAGCCCCAGCAGCCACAGCCCCAGCCAGUCUCGCAGACUCAGGAGGGGGGCAAGGGCCUGGCCUACGAAUUGAGCAAGAGCUCCGAGGAGAGGUACCACCUCCAGAGCGUCAUCCGCACAAACAACGCCACCUCCAGCGCUGGUGUCGCGGGCGGAGCAGGGGCUGCUGGAGGAGGGCCGGGAGGCGGUCUGGACAGCCAACUGGAGAUGUCCAUGAAGAAGCAGCAGCAGCAAAAGAACGAGCGAGCCGGAACAGGAGGAGGGGGAGGCGGGAGGGGCAGCGGAGAGCAGACACACUCCCACCCACAUCCUCACGCCCACCCACAUCACCACGACUCCCUCGGAUCUGUGGUGCAUUACAGCCGAGGGGACCCUUUUUCCCAGCACUCUCUCUCUCAGCACCAGUCGCACCCCCACCCCCAUCCCCAUCCCCACUCCCACCCUCACCUAGAACUCCAAAAAAAGCCCCAGGAUCCCACAGACCUGCCCUACCUACGCAAAACACCCGACCUGCAGCAACAGCAGUCUCAGGCCUCCCUCUCCAUACUGGACUCGCCCACAGAUGCACCACGCCAGCCUCCACAGGCCCACCUGCUCCAGUCAGUGCUGUCCCACACCACCCGCAAUAAGAUGGACUCCCAAGCCCAGCAGCAGCACUCCAUGAGCCAGCAGGCGGCCAUGAUGGGAGGAGCUGGGGGAGGGUCGGGUGGGGCAGCAGGUGAGAACCAGCCCCAGUCCUCUCAGCUGCAGCUCCAACUCCAGUCCCAGGCUUUGGAGGCCCACUACGGUCGCGGAGCCCAGCAGGAUCAGGGCCAGUCCAGCCAGAACUCUGUCUCUCCGCUAGAAAUGCUGGAGCACUCCCUCUCCCAGAAUGCACGUGGGGAACGGGCGGGAACUGGGGAGAGAGGUGACAGAGGAGGUGGAGGCGGAGGGAACAAUGACCGCCAUGGCCAGCAACAGCAGCACAGGCUCCCGCCCCAUCACCCACAACAUCACCCACCUCACACCACUUCUGAAUUGCACGAUUUCCUCUCAGAGCCAGCACUGGGCUUAUCGACGCCCUCCCACAUGCACCAUAUUGCCCCGCACCACCCUCACCCCCACUCCCAUCAUCAGCACUCCCAUUCUCACCAUCCACACUCUCACCCACAUUCACAUACUCAUCCCCACCACAUGCCCCCGCCCCCCAGCUCUGGCCCUCCCCCACAGCAGCAGCAGCAGCAGCAGAGGGAGCAGGAACCUCACCCUUCCCAGCUCCCCCAGUCCCAGUUGGAUCAGCUCAAAGACCACCAGUUUGACACAGAGAGCCCUGUGGGCAAAGCUGGCCAGAGCCAGCAGCAGAGAUUUGUGCCCCUGACAUCGAUCUGUUUCCCCGACUCACUUCUGCAAGAUGAAGACCGCUCCUUCUUCCCAGGCAUGGAAGACAUGUUCUGCUCAGAAGAUUAUAAGUCCAGCUGCAGUGGGGGCGGAGGAACAGGACAGACGGGACAGGAAGGGGUUUCGGAAGGACGCAGGGGACAAGAGGCUAUGGAAGGGGUGAAGACGGUAGGGGGAGGAGCUGGAGGCAGUUACGACAUGCUGGGACACCACGGCGACCAAGGGUAUGGGCAGUACUGCCACGCCCUGUCAGAGUCAGGCAACGGCUCCAUGCACCUGGACCUGGAUUCUUUGAAGGCCCAUGAGCUCCCCUCGACUGUCAACACAGAGCAGCUUGGCCUGAUCCAGUCUCAGAGCUCUGGUAUGGGGAUGGGGGGCACCAGUGCCAGUGACGGCUCUGGAAACAAGAUGUUGGGAGGGACAGGGGUUGGAGGAGGCCCCGCCUCGGGUGGCCUUACAUCCCCCAUUUUCUGUUCCUCGCGCCCCAAGAAGCUCCUGAAGACCAGCUCCUUCCACCUUCUGAAACAGAGGCGGGACCCCAACUCGUUGCCCAAAAAAAGCUACGCACAGGAAUACGAGUUUGAAGACGAUGAGGACAAAGCAGAUGUGCCAGCCGACAUCCGGCUGAACAGCAGGAGACUCCCGGACCUGCUCCCAGAUCUGGUGUCCAGCUGCAGGAAGUCUGGUGCGGGUGUGGGCGGUGGCGGGGCUCUGAGCCCCCUAAUGGGAGACCUGGACUUCUGUCACCCAUCUGGGUACCCCUCCCUUGGUCCUUCUCCACAGUUGCUGCCCCAGGAUGGACCCAAGAAGAGGGGCAGAAAACCCACCAAGCCAAAACGAGAGGGACCCCCGAGGCCUAGGGGUAGACCCCGGAUUCGCCCGUUGCCAGAGCCGCACCACUCCCGGGGCAUGAUGGGAGCAUAUGGGGCUGGGAUGGGAGGAGAGAGCCGCAGGGGCAGGGGAAGAGGCAGAGGCCGGGGCAGGAGGGAGGAUAUGAUGAUGGACAUGGCAAAUAAAGCCCAGAACCAGCAUCAUCAACUGCAACAUAUACAACAACAGCAGCAGCAGCAACCACCACUACAGCAGCACCCACAACAACAUCACCAACCGCAGCCACAGCAACAGCUACAGCAGCACCAACAGUUACAUCACCAACCCCAACAGCACCAGGAGCCCAUAAGACCUAUUAAGAUCAAACUGCCCAUCCCCUCUAUGCCCUCUUCUGAUGCCCUCUUGAGGACAGACUCUCUUUCUGGUACCGAUCCGGUUCUGUCCGAUGGAUCUGUCGGGUCAGCACCUUCUCUGGGUCUGAGCCCUGGACCCACAAGUGGAAUGGAGAUGAACCGAAACCAAGAGAAGGUCAAGCAGAAAGGCCAGGAGACGAGCGGUAGGGAGGGAGGAUGUGUGGAGCAGGUUGAUGAGAAAGAGCCAGAGAUGAAAUCUGGGUUCAUGGCCUCAUUCCUGGACUUUCUGAAGUCAGGGAAAAGACCAGCAGGGCAAGGGGUGCCUGCAGGGGCAACAGGGGGGUCAGGAGGUGGCAGUACCUCUCCCAACAAAUCUGGAAUCCGUCCCUUGUCUCCACCACCACCACCACCUCCACCACCUCCUCCUCCUCCACCAUUUGGGGAGGGAGAAGGGGAUGGAGGGUUAGCCCUUGGGAAUUGUCCCAGCCCCUGCAAGAGGCUGGACGAAGAACUGAAGAGGAACCUGGAGACCCUGCCUUCCUUCUCCUCGGAUGAAGAGGACUCAGUCAGCAAGAACCAGGAUCUGCAGAAGAGCAUCUCCUCUGCCAUUUCUGCCCUCUAUGACACGCCCCAACCCCCGCCUCCCCUCCCACCCCCAUCACACCAAGCCAUGCCCACUCAGCAGCCACCGCCUCUCAGCCCACAGCCGCCCCCCCACAUCCAACACCAAUCACCAGAGCCUGCAGAGCUUGAGAGGCAGGAAGAGCAUGAGGAGGAAGAGGAAGAGCGGAGAGAAGAGGAGGAGGAAGAGGAGGAGCAGGAAAAUGAGAACGAGAGGGGAUCAGAAUUGGAGAUGUUGGAUGCCCCAAAUGUUGAUGAAUCCCCGGAGGAGGCUCCUCCAGUGCCGGCACCUCCCUCCCCUCCUUCACCUUCCCCAUCUCCACCUCCCUCCUCCUCUCCAUCCCCUCCGCCUCUACCCCCUCUUUCCCUCCCCUCUCCCCUCCCCCCACAGGAAGAACAGCCCCACCAACAGCAGUCCCCACCCGCCAGCCCUCUUCCCCCUUCAUUUCCAUCACCAUCUCCUCCUCCUACAACUCUCGUUCCAUCCUCUAUCCCUCCUCCAUCUUCCUCCCCUCCUCCUCCCUCUGAAAUACCCCAGCCUUCCCCUCCUUCCCCACCUACCCCGGAGGAUGCGCCAGCGCCCCAGAUAACGGCUCUGCACUUGGCCAAGAAGCAAACAAAUGCAGCCAUUGCUGGGGAGAGUGAAGAGGAGGACAGUGAAAGUGGUGGCGAAGGCAUAUUCCGAGAGAGGGACGAGUUUGUGGUGCGAACAGAAGACAUUGGUACUCUGAAGCUGGCCCUGCAGACAGGCCGGGAGCCCCCCCCAAUCUGGAGGGUGCAGAAAGCCUUGCUGCAGAAAUUCACCCCUGAGAUCAAGGAUGGACAGAGGCAGUUUUGUGCUACAAGUAAUUAUCUGGGGUACUUUGGAGAUGCCAAGACACGGUACCAGCGUCUGUACGUGAAAUUUCUGGAGAAUGUCAAUAAAAAGGAUUAUGUGAGGGUGUGCUCACGAAAACCUUGGCACAGACCAGCACUAACACUGAGGCGGCAAUCCCUUCCCAAAGCAACAGCCCCUCCUCGUAGCCAGACCCCACCCCGUGUAGAGAGGGAGGAGAAAGAGCGAGAGAGACAGAGGGAGCGAGAGCAGCACGAACAGCGAGAACGGGAGAGAGAACAAGAGCAGCGGAACAAAGAGCAGCGAGAGAAAGAGAAGGAGAGGGAAAAGGAAAAAGAGAAGGAAAAGAAACCGCAGCCACCUCAUGAGAAAGUGGAAAAGCGCGGUGUGGAGAAAGGGAAGGGAAGGGAGGAGAGGAGAGGAGGAGGGGAGACGAAGGCAGAACAUGUCCCCAAGGCGAGGCCUGUGAAGGUGAAGGCGGAGCCCCCACCCAAGAAGAGGAAGAAAUGGCUGAAGGAGGUUCCCUCCUCUUCGGAGUCAGAGUCCUCUCCUGACCCCCCCAGCGAGGAUGAGAUGCCGGUCCGUGGAGGAGUGAACAGCCGUGCCAUGAGAGAGAUGUUCCGCAGCUACGUGGAGAUGCUGGUCAGCACAGCACUGGAUCCUGACAUGAUUCAGGCCCUGGAGGACACCCACGAUGAGUUGUACCUCCCUCCGAUGAGGAAGAUUGACAGCAUCAUUAACGAGCAGAAGAGGAGGUUGCUAAGGAGAGUUAGCAUGAGCUCCCAACACCAGGAGGCGCUUCAUGGCUUUCCUCAGAUGAGCGCAGACCCCCUGGAUUCUGGGGCAGUGAAGGUGCGGCUUAGUGGGGAAGGAUACAAUCGCAAAACCCUAAACAGGGUCAAGAAGAGCCUGCCCAAACAGCAGGAUUUGAAACUGUCAACAGAAACAUGUCGUCUCUACAGUCUUUAUCACUCCCUCCAUCAUUAUAAAUAUCACACCUUCCUUCAUUGCAAGAGAGAGACGGACAGUAUUGAGCAGGCAGCUGAGGAUCCCGGACAGGAGGAGGUGGUGCAGCAGUGUAUGGCUAACCAGGGUUGGCUGGAGACACUUUUCAACUCCUUCAUUGAACUGCUCGCCCUCAGUGCAAAAGCCUGAGAGCUGGAGGAGAAAAUGAGAGAGAAAUGAGAGGAAGAAAAUUGACUUGUGGUACAGCGAAUAGGGAGUGAGGUUAGUGUGGAUAGCUCCCAGGGUCCAGGAUGGGCAACUCCAUUCCACUGGUGCCAGUGGGAAUGGGCCAAAAACACUGCUACCUUUCGGUUACCCGCUGAUAAAAAGCUCUGUCAGGCAGGAAAGCUGACUGAAUUCCCCUCCAAGGAUUCUUUGAAAGAUCUGAGGGAAUGGAGAUGCUCAGGCCUGGUCUAGGUCUACGGUUAGAGUGUGUCAUGUGCUCGGGCCUGCCACGAUGAAGGGGAGGGACCUCAGGCACAGUAUUACAAGAUUGAGCCAGAUGUUUGGUCAGGCUACAUGUGGACAGAGAGGGAAGUCAUUGAACGAAUCUGUCUUGGACAGUGAUAGGAGAGUCUGUUACGGUUUGAUUUAAUAUAAUUUAUUUGUAUUUUUUUGUGCAAAAAUAUAACAGUAUCCACUUUUGGAAGAGUAUUAGAGACUGGAAAAUAGAGGAAACGGUGACAGUGCCACUGGAGUGUGAGAGGUGAAGAGAGUGUUAGUGAAAUGCAGACUUGGGCCUGAAGAGUGCUGUUUAUGCUGUUCAGUGCUACAGGCAGUGUCCGUAAGCUGUGUGUUCUACAUAUAUAUAUAUAUAAUAAUUAUUAUUUUUAUUAUUUAUACAAAAACAUUUUUAACAAGUACCCGCGCAAGCUGGGAUAGUUUGUUAUUGCUAUUUUAAAUAACAUUUUGUUAGGGUAAAAUGAAAAUGCCUACCCAUACUCCCUUGUUCUUUCUAUUUCAUCAUGUUAAAGAAAGGAGGAAGGGAUGAGAAGAAAUAGAUUGUCCUUUUUGUCUGUUUAAAAAGAGGGAGAAAUGUAUUUAAAACUAAAGAAAAGUAGUAUUUCUGUUCCUUCAAAACAAUGAAAGGGUAGAGAAAAGAAAAAUCUAAGAUGCAUUCAUUUUCUAAAAGGAAGGAUUAUAGAGAUGUAAUAAUUAAAAAAAGGAAGAUGUGUUAACAGUCCUUUCGUUUUUAUCUGUUUGUUGUUUGUUGUUUAUUGUAAUUAUUAUAAUUAUUUUUGGAGCUAUCUGUUUUAUUUCCUGCAAAAUGUUUUCUGUGUAAAUAUUGUACAGUUCUUGACUCUCAAAUUCUCGAUUCUUCUGUACAUUAACUACCUGUAUUUGACAAAACAAAUAAAACAUGAAAAGAAUGAAAAUUAUGGGAAAACAA